AUGAACAAAGGUUCCAUUGAGUUAAGUCCUAUACAGCAAUCACUCAUUUAUUCAUUUUGUGAAAACCAUGACAAAGCCAUUCAGGUCUUGGAGGGGGUGACUUCGCAAAAGCCGGAGAUAACCACGUAUACUCUUUUAGCAAAAGCCCAAAUGAAGGCCAAGAAAAACAAGGAAGCUGUGAAAACAUUUAAAAAGGCUUUGGAAAUAUUCUCUCGUUCCGAUAAAGGGCCAAGUGUCAUGGCAGCGUCUGCAGACUGUUUGUAUUACUUGGGUCUUUGUUACCUGGAGGACGGCAACAUUCAACUGGCUUUUGAUUCUUUUACACAAGCUGUGAAAGCAAAUCCUGAGUUUGCCGAAGGCUUUUAUCAACGUGGGAUUUGUAAAAUAAAACUCCAGAGGGAUAACUCAAUCCUGGAUUUUAAUCGUGCACUUACCAUUGAUCCAAAUCAUUACCAGGCGUAUUUAAGUCGAGUAGCCUUCUAUGGUUUGCAAGGCAGAUACUCCAAAGCAAUCUUGAAUUGUAACGAGGCCAUCAAAAUUUAUCCCCGGAGUGUGCGUGCCUUUAUCUACAGAGGAGUUCUGAAGUACUACAACAAGACUUAUAAGCUGGCAAUUAUAGAUUUAACUACAGCUGUCAACAUGGACAAGAACAAUUAUAUAGCAUAUUAUAACAGAGCAUUAUGUUAUACCAAGAUAAAUGAAAUUCAAUUGGCAUUAAAAGAUUAUGGAAUCGUGCUACUGCUUAAUGCUGGAGAAACUGUGACACUAAACACCUUCAUUAAUCGUGGGCUCAUCUAUGUGGAACUAGAGCAGUACGGCUUUGCAUUAGAGGAUUUUAAACAAGCUACACUGAUACAGAAGACUAGUGUGAGUCUCUGCCAAGCUACCGCCAUGUGCCAUCACAGAAUUAAAGAGUUUGAAGAUGCUGUUAAUUUCUUCACCUCAGUUCUUAAAAUUGACCCCUGUUUUCUGGAUGCUUAUGUUGGACGGGGAAAUUCUUACAUGAAAUAUGGUCACAGCGAAGCCACCAAGCAAGCACAGAAGGACUUUCUGAAAGCAUUGCAUUUUAAUCCGAUAUACACAAAAGCCAGAAUUAGUUUAGCCUAUAAUCUGCAGGCUCAAGGAAAAUUCCAGAAGGCUUGGAACCACUUUACCAUUGCCAUAGAAGUUGAUCCAAAGAGUUACCUAGCCUAUGAAGGAAGAGCUGUGGUCUGCCUCCAGAUGCAGGAUUAUUUUGCUGCAAUUCAGGAUAUAAAUGCAGCCAUAAAGAUCAAUACUACAGCAGAAUUCUUAACAAAUCGCGGUGUGAUUCAUGAGUUUAUGGGUCAACAACAGAAUGCAAUGAGAGACUAUCAAGGGGCAAUUUCUUUAAACCCCACAUACUCGCUGGCUUACUUUAAUGCAGGAAAUAUCUACUUUCACCACAGGCAGUUUUCCCAGGCCAGCAACUACUUCUCAAGGGCUUUAAAGUUUGAUCCAGAAAAUGAAUACAUAACCAUGAAUCGAGCUAUUGCAAAUACAGUAUUAAAGAAAUAUGAAGAAGCAAAAGAAGAUUUUGCUCGUGUCAUCGAAAUCUGUCCCUUUUGGUCUGCAGCAUAUUUUAACAGAGCACAGUUCUACUGUUGCUUAAAGCAAUAUGCACUAGCUGAAGAAGACCUUAACAAAGCCCUGUCUUUGAAACCCAAUGAUGCUCUAGUAUAUAAUCUCAGAGCAGAAGUUCAUGGUAAACUAGGUCUGAUCGAAGAAGCCGUAACUGACUAUAAUCAAGCACUUGACCUUCAAGAAUUUGCCUCUUAUGGACUGUAG
Messenger RNA from Condylura cristata (star-nosed mole), 1806 nucleotides. Its product is annotated as tetratricopeptide repeat protein 6-like. Bases 1 to 1806 code for a protein of 601 amino acids. Lineage: Eukaryota; Metazoa; Chordata; Mammalia; Eulipotyphla; Talpidae. The record is from RefSeq and is a predicted model, not a curated record. Gene Ontology annotation, molecular function: protein binding. The transcript has 13 exons.